Molecule: messenger RNA, 859 nt
Organism: Lolium rigidum
Lineage: Eukaryota; Viridiplantae; Streptophyta; Magnoliopsida; Poales; Poaceae
Product: zinc finger protein 8-like
Exons: 1
Coding region: 1-852 (283 amino acids)
Biological process (GO): response to gibberellin; trichome morphogenesis; trichome differentiation
Molecular function (GO): DNA-binding transcription factor activity
Source: RefSeq, a predicted model, not a curated record
AUGGGUGGCGGCGGCAGCGAAGGCAGUGGCGGAGGCGGCGGGGCGAGUGUGCGGGAGACUCGUGACUUUGCCAAUGUUGCGUCGUUCUCGGAGUUGCCUUUCCUGCGGUCCGCCCCUCCACGCGAAAGCUCAAACUCUGGCAUCCGUCUCUUCGGCAUUGAUGUCCCGCCUGCAUCACCUGAGGGCAGAACGAAGGAAGCUGCCGCUGUAGGCGGCAGCGCCACCUCUGCUGCCGCCACACAAAGCAGCAGUGGCACUGCCAUCGCGGCUAAUGCUGCCCCCGACAGCAACCGCAAGUUUGAGUGUCACUACUGCUGCAGGCACUUCCCGACGUCGCAGGCGCUCGGGGGACACCAGAACGCGCACAAGCGCGAGAGGCAGCACGCGAAGCGAGUGCAGAUGCAGUCAGCGAUGGCCGCCGCGGCGGCUGCUGCUGGCGGAGUGCACCACCACCACCUCCUCGGCUACCCGCAGCACCGCUUCGGGGCCACAUUGUACCCGUCGUGGCCCACGGUGAAUGGCGGCAGCAGCGCUGCCUUCUCCUAUGGGCAGCAGUUCUACAGAGGCAUCGGUUCAGUCGGCCAGCCGAUCAACGGGAACCCUCUGCCUGGGGCGCUCUGGAGGGGGCCAGUGGCUUCACAUGGGAACACGGGCAUGCCGUUGGCCGGAGAGCGGCGGCCGGUGGCGCUGUCCAUGUUCGGAGGAGACGAGCCAAGAGCUUCUGCUUCUCUUGGGGCGCCCUCCUCUUCUUCUUCAUCCUCUUUGGUGCUGUCCCCGCAAGGUCAGUUUACUUGUGAGCAGCCAGCGACCACGGCGGCACCCGAGGGUGUGAGCUUAGAUUUGCAUCUAUAAGUGCCUU